This is a messenger RNA of Erigeron canadensis, 651 nucleotides long. RefSeq names its product protein HYPER-SENSITIVITY-RELATED 4-like. The record is from RefSeq and is a predicted model, not a curated record. The transcript has 2 exons. Lineage: Eukaryota; Viridiplantae; Streptophyta; Magnoliopsida; Asterales; Asteraceae. The coding region runs from base 1 to 651 and encodes 216 amino acids.
AUGUCUUUACGUUCAUCAAUUAAAUCCAAAAUCCCGACAGCCACAAAAAUCAUCUCCGUGGUAGCAUCGGUUGCAGCCACUGCAGUGGCGGUUCGCAAAAUAGCCCGUGAUCACUUGCCCCAGGAAUUCCAAGACUAUAUGUAUCUUCGUUUUUGUAAAUUUGCCCAAGGAUUUUCUACAACCUUCACUAUGGUCAUCUACAAAUCCAAUUCGUCUUAUGACAACGAAAUCUACAACGCAGCGGAACUCUAUAUUGCUGCUAAGAUGUCUGAAGAGAUCCAUCGUGUAAAAGUCAUCAAAAACCGUAGACAGAAAUACAUCGUGGUUACGAUGGACAUCAACGAGGAGUUCACUGAUGUUUACAACGGAGUCAAAUUCCAUUGGUCUAAACUAGCUAAGAACAUGCCACAGCUCACGUUUCAUCGUGACCACAAAGAUAUGGUGGUUCACGAAUACUUGCCGUUUAUUAUGAAAGACGCAGAGAUGAGGAAGCUACAACAGAAGAACAUCAAGUUGAUGACGGCCCAUACUCAAAGUUCAAAGUGGGCAUGGAUGGCCGUGAAUCUAGACCAUCCGGCGACAUUUGAGACUCUGGCUAUGGAUUCCGAUACGAAAGAGAUGGUGAUGAAGGAUUUGGAUAGGUUUGUGUAG